Vigna unguiculata (cowpea) is the source of this 1852-nucleotide messenger RNA. Its product is annotated as OVARIAN TUMOR DOMAIN-containing deubiquitinating enzyme 4. NCBI's taxonomy places the organism in Eukaryota, Viridiplantae, Streptophyta, Magnoliopsida, Fabales, Fabaceae. Gene Ontology annotation, biological process: protein deubiquitination; endoplasmic reticulum unfolded protein response; ERAD pathway. Gene Ontology annotation, molecular function: cysteine-type deubiquitinase activity. The record is from RefSeq and is a predicted model, not a curated record. Gene Ontology annotation, cellular component: cytosol; nucleus.
UACUGAAUUUCCUGAAUCAUCAUUUGAAAAUCUUGCUUCACCCGUUCAUCUUCCAACCAUUGUUAUUAUUCUUUUCUUCAAUUCCAGAUUCUAGCUUUUCUCAUUCACAAAACUCUUUAGAGCCCCAAAACCCAUUUACUCACUCUUCAUUGCAUUGUCUUCAACAGAAAUUGAAUCCUGGGAGUUAGACUGGUUAUUCCCCUGUGUUCGUGGUGUGAGAAACAUUAUACACUUUAAACAUUUGAGCCUUCCAGAUGUUCAGAUUGGUCUUUAUUUUUAUGAAAUCUCUUGCUUGCCGGUGCCAUGGGUCUAUAGCAGCCACCCAAACGCUUGAUAGAAUGCAAUGUAAACAUGAGUGUUUGCGUUUCUACUAGUCAAUCUUCAAUAAAUGCUGUUGUCUUGAAAGGUCGUUCUCCACUGCUGAUGAGCAGUAACAUUCAUGGACUUUGGUCCCGCGGAAUAUCCACUUCAUUUUCUUCUAGUUCAUUUCCUGGGGAGUCAGACAUAAAUCAUGUUGAUCUUUCUGUUUGCACAAAAUUGUCUUGUUCUACGGUUAUGGGCCAAACAAUAAGAGGGGGCUUCCUUCGAUCAUGCUGCUCCAAGCCAAGGGGAAAUACUCGAUUCUUUAGUUCUGUAGUACCUCGGAAGAGGUAUCAUGAAAUUUCACUGGCAUGCCAAAGUAUGAAUAUGAGGCUUUUGUUACCCAAACAAAAAUUGCUGCACAAAGUCAAGUGUAAUUUUGGUCCAGUCAGUUGGCUGCGGGGAUGUGCUUCAGUUGGCUUGAUUUUUGGGUUACUUGUAUGUAGUUCUAGUUCUGAGCCUGCUCAUGCCGAAUCACAUUCUGAGAAUGAAAAUAGGAAAGAUGACUGCAACGAGUAUGAGUUAAAUGUUAAAUUCUCACAUGGGAAGAAAGUUUAUACUGACUAUUCUGUAAUUGGAAUACCAGGGGAUGGAAGAUGUUUAUUUCGCUCUGUUGCUCGUGGGGCCUGUUUGAGGUCUGGAAAGCCUCCUCCUAGUGAAAACAUCCAAAGGGAGCUGGCGGAUGAUUUACGAGCCAGAGUUGCUGAUGAGUUUGUCAAAAGAAGGGAAGAAACUGAAUGGUUCAUUGAAGGUGAUUUUGAUACAUAUAUUUCACACAUAAGGAAGCCUCAUGUGUGGGGAGGUGAACCCGAAUUGUUCAUUGCAUCACAUGUUUUGCAGAUGCCUAUCACUGUAUACAUGUAUGAUAAGGAGGCUGGUGGCUUGAUAUCAAUUGCUGAGUAUGGCCAAGAAUACGGCAAAGAAAACCCAAUCAGAGUUCUCUACCACGGUUUUGGUCAUUAUGAUGCACUUGAUAUUCCUACAAGGAAGGUUCCUAAGCCACGUCUGUAGCAUUUCAUAUUCAAAAACUGACACAGAUUAAAGCCUGUAUUGGUUUCCUUUAGUAACACUUAUUAAGGUCAUUCAUAGGUCCAGUUUCCCAAAACCUUGUGCCUUUCAGAUCUUAAAGGCCACAGGUUCCAUGGCCACAGUGAACAAUGAUAUUCACUUUAUUCCUGAGCCAUGUUCAUGGUUGUUUGUGUUGUAAUUUUUUUUUUUUUUGGAGGCUGAAGAGAAAGAAAUGAGUCCCCCCUUGACUAUCUUAACCUUAAAGGUUCAAAGUUCAAACUAUCUACUAACUUUUGCGAACCCUUUCUGUGAAGGUAGAAAUAAUGGUAUCCCCUUAAGUCUGAGUUCACCACUAUUCAUUGAGAAAAUAUAUGUAAUGUCUGAUAAAGCUGGAAGUUGGGGCAAUUAUUGAGAUGUUAUGUUAUGGAUACCAUGUAUGUGGUGUAAGUUGUGUUCAGGGAAUUAAUGUUUAAUUUUUACAUAA